Molecule: messenger RNA, 357 nt
Organism: Microthlaspi erraticum
Lineage: Eukaryota; Viridiplantae; Streptophyta; Magnoliopsida; Brassicales; Brassicaceae
Source: the annotation of a GenBank genome assembly
AUGGCGAAAUCCAUGAGAUGCAAGAGGGUGAAGAGAUUAAGAGCUAUCAGAAGGGAAAUAGUGGAGAAGGAAGCAUUCACCCUAACGAGAGACGACGCCAAGUCCGCCGCAAUCGAAGCCGCACUCGCCGCUCCGAAAUUAGAAGUCCGUCAGCCACCACCUUCUCCGUUCAUGGAAGUUGCGACGCCGAACUCGGAGUCUGCUUCUGCCUCCGGUACUAUCGCCAAAGAUAUGGAAAUGGAUGAAGACAAGCAUAGCAAGUCACUUAAACCCAUUGGGAGGAAGUUGAAGAAGAAGUUUAAGCUUGGGAUGAAGAAUCGUCGCAGCAAGGGUGUCCUUCGAGGCAAGCGAGUCUAA